GUCUAGACAGUGAACACCGGAAUACAUUGGGCAGCGAAACAGGGACUCCCUCUGACAUCUAAAGGGCAGGAAGACGCCGCUGGGAACCCUGUUUCCGCACAUGGGUGCGCACCCCGAGGAUUAUGUCAGCGCAGUCUGAAGUAUCUCCUCCUCCUCCUCCUCUUCGCCUGCACGGGAUCCUGUUCCCGUCCUGGCCACCGACACGUUUGUGGCGUGACAGCGGACGACGCUCCAGUUUCGACUCACGGCUCUCUCGCCUCGCACGCCGGGAACAAAUCAGGCGGAGAGCGCGAACCGGCGGACCUGAGGCGGCGAGCAGCGCAGCGCCCUUGGAGGAGGAGAGCAGCCCGUGGAUCGCGCGGCGGGGACCUGCGGACAGACCUCUGCGGCCGGCGGUACACCGAGUGGCGUGGCCGACCCCCGCUAAGCGGGUGGCGGCCAUGCCCGUGACGACCUGCGGCGGCAGCAGCUGCGAGUGGCCCUGCUGCCGGCUGCUGCGGCAGCAGCGACGACGAGGCGAGGCAGCACAGGGGCCCGUGCGGCGGCCAUGAGCAACGGCAGCAGUACGGCUAACCUGAGCUGGCUGGACGGCGUGGCGGCGCUGAACGCGACGCUCGACGGCAAUGGCUCGGCGGCGGCAGACGACGAGACCGGCGGGUGGCCUCCAGUGCCCGAGGACCCGUGGGACGGGUCGCCCUACCCUAGCCGCUACUCGAAGCUGAGCUUCGUGGCGACCGCGUUCGUGGUCACCUGCAUCAUGAUCCUCAUUGUGGUGGGCAACAUGCUGGUGUGCAUCGCGAUCGCCACCGAGAAGACGCUCAAGACGAUCCAGAACUGGUUCAUCGCCUCCCUGGCAGUGUCCGACUUCCUCAUCGGGCUCAUCAUCAUGCCCUUCUCGCUCGCCAAGGAGCUGAUGGGCUACUGGAUCUUCGGCGCGCUUUGGUGCGACGUGCACGCCGCACUGGACGUGCUCAUAUGCACCGCCUCCAUCAACAACUUGUGCCUCAUCAGCCUGGACCGGUACUGGUCUGUCACGCACGCCGUCGAGUACCUCAAGAAGCGCACCGCCUCGCGCGCCAUGGCCAUGAUAUGCUUCGUGUGGCUCCUGUCGGCACUCAUCUCGCUGCCUCCGCUCGUCGGCUGGAAGAAGUCCCAGCAGGCCUCCGAUUACCCCCAGUGUUCUGUUUCUGAGGACGUCGGUUAUGUGUUGUACUCGGCCCUCGGGUCGUUUUAUGUUCCCGCGGUCGUCAUGGUGUUUGUGUACAUCCGGAUAUUCCUGGCGGCCCGCUCGCGCGCGCGCCGGCACGUCAAGAAGCAGGCCCGGCACGUACCAGAGCUCACGAACGAUCCGGUGCGCGAUAAGUCGACAACGACAACGACGACGACGUGCACCAGCUUCAGUAACCCGAGCCCGCCGGACUCCUCGGCGGCGGCGCACAAGAUGAACGGCGGCGGCGGUGGUGGUGGCGGCGGAGCGCAGCGCAGGGGCAUCCUGCCCAGCGCGGCGCCGCAGAUCAUCAUCGAGACUCCCGAAGAGCCGAGCUCGGCGCCGCCGUCACCCCCGUUGCCGUCCCGCCGCCAGGAGGGCCUCGGCGGGCUCAGGGCCCCGGAAGUCGGCCUACGAGCCGACGACUCCGAGGCGGCGCCGCUGCAGGGCUCGCACGACGCGCCGGGCUUGCUGAGCGCGCCGCAGUCGCGGAUCGCGCGCUCCCCUUACGGCUCCACGCUGUCGCUCAAUGAGCGCGACGAGGACAGCGAGCUGUGCGAGUCUUCCAACGCGGCCGGAGGAGAAUCUUCGGGCGGCAGCGGCGGCGGCACCAGCAAAAAGGGCGGCCGCCCCACGCCCACAUCCAAGCGGCGACCGGCGCCUCCACAGGGACUGACGUACGCAGUGGCGCGCCACAGUCCGUCGGACGCCGAGCGCCACAAGCGCAAGCUAGCCAAGGCCCGCGAGCGCCGCGCCACCAUGAUUCUGGGCCUGAUCAUGGCCGCCUUCAUCCUGGCCUGGCUGCCCUUCUUCGUCCUCUACGUGCUGGGCGCGCUCUGCAAGCGCUGCGACAUCAGCGGCACGGUGUUUGCGGUCGCCUUCUGGCUCGGCUACUGUAACUCGGCCGUCAACCCUAUCAUCUACACCAUCUUCAACCGAGACUUCCGCAAGGCCUUCCGCAAAAUCCUCUUCAAGUGAUCCUGCGCCGCCGCUGCCGCCAUCCGGCCCGGCGCUGCUGUCUUCCACGGCGCCGCCUGGCCUGCCACUGCCGCCGGCGCGGCGCAGCCUCGCCCGUCGAAGGAUCCCCGCCGCCGCUGAAACAAAAAAAAAUAUCCCGCUCUGCCCGCCGCUCCUAAUCCUCGUUGUUUACCAUUUGGGAGCCUCCACCACGAACCGAGAGAAGGCGCUCCGUGCGUGCUCGCCAAACGGAGUCCGCCUUCCGCGCGCGCCCAGGGACCUGUCCACGCCGUCUGUGGCCUGUGCGUCUCGCGCAUCGACAGUCCAGCCGCGCCGCCACCACCACGCGCACACGCGCACGUGCCGCCCAUCUCCCGGCGUGAAACAACACCGUGUGCUGCUGUGCCGUGCUGUGCUCCGCGCUGCGCACACAUGCCACGACCGCACAACUGUGUAUACAUGUUUGUUAACUACCGUA
Molecule: messenger RNA, 2642 nt
Organism: Rhipicephalus sanguineus (brown dog tick)
Lineage: Eukaryota; Metazoa; Arthropoda; Arachnida; Ixodida; Ixodidae
Gene: Octalpha2R
Product: alpha-2C adrenergic receptor
Exons: 4
Coding region: 548-2185 (545 amino acids)
Biological process (GO): adenylate cyclase-activating adrenergic receptor signaling pathway
Cellular component (GO): membrane
Molecular function (GO): G protein-coupled amine receptor activity
Source: RefSeq, a predicted model, not a curated record